Messenger RNA from Ustilaginoidea virens, 1086 nucleotides. RefSeq lists its product as uncharacterized. Lineage: Eukaryota; Fungi; Ascomycota; Sordariomycetes; Hypocreales; Clavicipitaceae. The transcript is spliced from 2 exons. Gene Ontology annotation, cellular component: Dsc E3 ubiquitin ligase complex. The record is from RefSeq and is a predicted model, not a curated record. Gene Ontology annotation, biological process: protein processing; SREBP signaling pathway. Bases 1 to 1086 code for a protein of 361 amino acids.
AUGAACCAUGAUCAUGCGGCUAGCUCGCCUGGCCCAAGUCCUGAUGAAACCCCCAUGCCGCAGCUAGACGACGACGAUACCGCAUCCAUUCCAACUCACAACGGCCCUACGCCGGUAGGUGCCUUUCAUCAUGGAGAGUCUCAGCCUCCUUCGCCGUCUCGCUCGCGCCGACGACGCAAGAAGAAGAACAAGAAGGAGCGCCACCCCGGCUUGGUCAAGAAGCUCUCCUUUGUCACGCAUCUCCUCAAGUCUCUCGAUUUGCUCGUCUUUGCAGAGAUAAGCAGCUUAUACUACAUGGAAUGCUCCAUGUUUCGGCUACUUUUAAGGGCGGUCGGCCAGUACAUGUACCUUACGCCCAAGGACGAGAGCAUACCGUUCUUCAUGCCUUCUGGUCGGUUGCACGUCCUACUCGUCUUGAUUCCGAAUCUCCUCUGCAUGAUCUUCCAUCUAUUUGCUUCCCUUCCGCAUGGACCCGAAUUUCAUCGAGGCUACCAGCAUGGAGGGCUCAUCAUCGAUUUCGUCGGACAGCGGCCUGCGACGUCAAGACUCUACUACCUGGCGGCGGACAUCACGAUACUUGCUGUUCAAUGCUUGAUGCUCGCAAUUCACACGCAGCGAGAGCAGCUACGCGUCGCGCUCAAGACCUUCCGGCCCAUCUUGCCGGAAUUCGCAGAGGAGAUGCAGGCCGCUCUGCUGCCCGUGCAAGAUCUAGAUGCAGAGGAACGAGGCGUCUCGCUGCACGACCCUGACAUCGCUUUCUCGGGUUUAAACGACGCUGCAACGGAUGAGAAUGGCAACGUUGAGAUGCAGCUGCUGGAUGGAUCGCGCGAGCAGGGGGGCGGACAAGGGCAGCAUGGCGAGGCAGCAGCAUCGUUGCAACGCGGUACAGGGCAAGGCUGCCCCAGGGCUCAGCUGUCAGACGUGAUGAACUCGGGCAAUGCCGUGCUGGGCAACUAUUUUGUUGUCCAGUCGGUUUUGUCGGCAGCUUCACUACGGACGCUAAGCUACGGAGCCGCUCUGGCUACGUUGCAAGCUAGGAGGAGGGCCGUGGUUGCGCAAACUGCCACGAUACGGCCGAAUAGAUGA